This is a messenger RNA of Thlaspi arvense, 810 nucleotides long. The record is from the annotation of a GenBank genome assembly. NCBI's taxonomy places the organism in Eukaryota, Viridiplantae, Streptophyta, Magnoliopsida, Brassicales, Brassicaceae.
AUGGGUUGUUGCGUCAGCUCCGCCACGGCCAACCAGAAAGAUGACCCCGUCUCCGGGAAGAACACAGCACCGCCUCCUUCCGUCGUCGAGGAAGAGACAGUAGUCAAAGAAGUCUUGUCUGAAACCACAUUGAUAACUUCCUCAAACGACAAUUCGGCAAUGGAGACGACGGCGACGAAGAUCCCGGAAGACGAGGAGAAGAAACCCGGAGCUGUCGACGCUGCUCCAGACCCGGGUUUGACCGACCCCGGUUUGGUUGAACCGGAAAAAGGAUCGGAGGUUUCAGAGGUUUGUAGUUUAAGCGAGAGCCUGCUCUCGAUCGUGAAUGGGUACGAAGAUGAAGAAGUGAAACAGAGAAAAUUACAGGGAGUGAGACAGAGAUCUCCGGCGAAAUCUCGGAACCGGGUCAUGGCUAAUUAUCCAACUCAGAGAACCGAUAUGUCUCCCCGUAAGAGAAACAUCGAAGGAGGAGGGGGAGCUGGCUCGGUGAGGCUGCUGCCGUCGGGUACGGGUAAGAGAGACCCGACUGAAAGAUCUGAGAGGAGGAGGUCCAGGUCUCCGGCAAUGAACAGGUCCGUCAUGAUGGGUCCAACUCGGAGUCAUUAUAGUACGGACAAUGGUGGAGUAACGAUGAAAAAAGGUCAGUCUCCGGGUCGGGUCAGACCUGAUCCGAAUAACAACGGCUCGGAUCAAGACUGUCAUCAUCAUCAGUGGCCGAGAUGCGGUGCGCCUGGAGGAGAUUACAAUUCUACCCCUAACGACUCGUUUGAGAACCCUCUUGUUUCGUUAGAGUGUUUCAUCUUUCUUUAA